AUGAAAGCUAGCAGGCACACCCUCCACAUUCAAACACUGCAGCACAGCAGCAGCAGCAGCAGCAGCAGCAGCAGCAGCAGCAGCAGCAGCAGCAGCAGCAGCAGCGGCAAGACAGCAGCAGCAGCAGCAGCAGCAGCAGCGGCAAGACAGCAGCAGCAGCAGCAGCAACACAAACAGCAGCAACGGCAGGAACAACAACAAAACAGCAGCAACAACAAGACAAACAGCAACAGCAGCAGCAGCAGCAGCAGAAGCAGCAGCAGCAGCAGCACAAACAGCAGCAGCAGCAGCAGCAGCAGCAAAAGGAGAAGAAUGAGAUUUAGAAGGUAUGCGUAUGGGGCGCAUGCGCUGCAGCAGCAGCAGCAGCAGCAGCGGGGAGAUGGUGGGGGGCUGGAAGCAGCGCUCGGCGCAGCAGAGAAAGGUAGAGACAGCUAG
Molecule: messenger RNA, 435 nt
Organism: Eimeria mitis
Lineage: Eukaryota; Apicomplexa; Conoidasida; Eucoccidiorida; Eimeriidae
Exons: 2
Coding region: 1-435 (144 amino acids)
Source: RefSeq, a predicted model, not a curated record